Messenger RNA from Oncorhynchus mykiss (rainbow trout), 4344 nucleotides. RefSeq names its product protein tyrosine phosphatase non-receptor type 9a (gene ptpn9a). Gene Ontology annotation, biological process: protein dephosphorylation. The record is from RefSeq and is a predicted model, not a curated record. Gene Ontology annotation, molecular function: protein tyrosine phosphatase activity. NCBI's taxonomy places the organism in Eukaryota, Metazoa, Chordata, Actinopteri, Salmoniformes, Salmonidae.
UAGUGCUGCUGGCAGAAUAGUAGUCCAGGCGACGUACGUAGAGAAUAAAAGAUUGAACACCAUGCCUUUUGACUUUACUCUUGAUUCUUAGCAAAGGUGGGUGACUUUACUGGCUGGACAAAUGGGUCAAAUUCGAUCAACUGCGAUUCGUCCCAGAGAAACGCCAAACUGUUGAGGACUAAUUUCUUCAGUACUCGAGAAGAUUUGACACAACAGCGAUUUUCGCUCAUGCAUGAGUAUUUUGAUGGAAGAUUCCAUAUAAUUUCUUAUUCGACUAAAACAGGCCAGACGAACAAAAACAGUAUAAGCUUUCCAUUUCUAUAUGAGGAACAUUUCAGUUUUGUGAAAUGCCAGUAACCUAGGCAAAACCGGUUGAUGUACUGCCCGGUACGAGGAUAGAACUGUCGUCGUUUACCUUUACGAAAAAUAAGGGGAAAAAGGCCACCAAGUUGAAAAAUUAAGGUGUCAAUCUCAAGAACGAGACUGAAGAAUGGCAGCCAGUUUGUCAGCGGAGGAAGAACAGGCUACAAAGGAGUUUCUGGAGGAAAUCAACAAGUGGACCACUCAGCAUGGAGUGUCCCCCCUGUCCUGGGAAGUGGCCGUCAAGUUCCUCAUGGCGCGCAAGUUCGACGUGCUCCGGGCCAUCGAGCUCUUCCACAGCUACAGGGAGACCCGUCUGAAAGAGGGCAUUGUCAAACUACAGCCCCAGGAGGAACCUCUGCGCUCAGAACUGCUCAGUGGAAAGUUCACUGUGCUGAGUGUGCGAGACCCAUCAGGUGCCUCCAUAGCCUUGUACACGGCCAAACUCCACCACCCCAACAAGACAGGCAACCAUGUUGUCCUGCAAGCUCUUUUCUACCUCCUGGACCAGGCUGUGGAGAGCUUUGAAACUCAAAGAAACGGCCUGGUGUUCAUUUACGACAUGGCGGGCUCCAACUACACCAACUUUGAGCUGGACCUGAGCAAGAAGAUCCUCAACUUACUCAAGGGGGCGUUCCCUGCCAGGCUGAAGAAAGUGUUGAUAGUGGGUGCCCCUGUCUGGUUCCGCGUGCCCUACAACCUGCUGAGCCUGCUGCUUAAGGAGAAACUCAGGGAGAGGGUCCAGAUGGUCAGAAUGUCUGACCUAUGCCAGCACCUCCCACGGGACUGUCUCCCUGAGCACCUGGGGGGGCUGCUGCCCCUGGAUGCCCACGGCUGGAACCAGCAGCUUCUGGCUGGGCAGAACGGCCGUGUGGACCCCGUGGAUGAGCUGGUUGGCAUCCCCCUGGAGGACUCGUCGGUCCACAACCCUGGGCCUGAGGCCAUGCGUCUGCCUGAGUUCAUGGCCCACCUGGGCAGGCUCCAGCGCUCAGGCAUCCACCUGGAGUAUGAGGAAAUCCGCAAGGAGCAACCACCUGGGACAUUCCAUUGUGCCCUUACUGCAUACAACCAGGAGAGGAAUCGCUAUGGGGAUGUCCUGUGUCUUGACCAAACAAGAGUUCACCUGAAAACCAGAAGAAACGAGAGAUCAGAUUACAUCAAUGCCAGCUUCAUGGACGGCUACAAACAGAAGAAUGCGUACAUCGGUACUCAAGGACCACUGGAGAAAACCUAUGGGGAUUUCUGGAGGAUGGUCUGGGAGCAAAACGUGCUAGUCAUUGUCAUGACAACAAGAGCGGACGAGGGAGGUCGGAAGAAGUGUGGUCAGUACUGGCCUCUAGAGGAAGGCGGCCAGGAGGUGUAUGGUCACAUGGCUGUGGUCAACCAGAGGGUGGACAAUCACUCCCACUACAACCAGACCACCCUGGAGCUGCACAACAUGGAGAAUUGUGAGCAGAGGCAGGUGACCCACUUCCAGUACCUGAGCUGGCCCGACUACGGCGUCCCCACCUCGGCCGUGACACUCAUUGACUUUCUGGGGGCUGUCAAGAGGCAGCAGAGGCGGUCAGUGAAGACCAUGGGGCCCCAGUGGAGGGGCCACCCCUUGGGACCCCCCAUGGUGGUUCACUGCAGUGCUGGCAUCGGCAGAACAGGUACCUUCUGUGCCCUGGACAUCUGUCUGUCCCAGCUGCAGGAUGUGGGGACGCUCAACGUGUGUCAGACGGUGCGGCGGAUGAGAACGCAGAGGGCCUUCACCAUCCAGACCCCAGACCAGUACUACUUCUGCCACAACGCCAUCCUGGAGCACGCUCAGAGACAGGGCCUGCUCUCAGCCAAUCAGUGAUGCCUGGGGGUCGCCUCAUAGUUCUCACGGCCAAUCUGUGAUGCCCUGGAUGUUGUCGUAGCCUAUCAGUGACCCUUCUCGCAGCCAAUCUGUGAAUCCAGGGGACACUUUGUAGCCAAUCAGCAUGCCCACUUCUAGCAAAUGCCAUCACUUCUUCCCUUUUUAAGAGGCCUUUAAGACCAACUCAUUCCUCCUUCUGACUCUGCCACUUCUGACAGAGCCACAGUUGUGAUGAAAAAUGUUAGAUAGUAAGACAUAAUAACAUACAAGACACAGCAACCUGGCAACAAAUGUUGUCAGUUUUGUGUCUUCUGAGGAAGAUUUUGAAUCAUUAUGUGACCGUUAUCUGUGUCUAUGCGAGUCUGUCGUUAGUGUUGUGACGCACAUCAUUCGCUUUGGUGUCUUGUGUGAUCCAGAUACUUAGCAGUAACCGAUGACAUGAACUUUGCGUUCAACUUCCUUUUUUAAGAACCUAUCACAUCUGUGACCAGUUCAGUGGUCUUUGAGAAGGCUUUUUCUCUUGCUCUCUCCCUCUCUCCAUCCUCUACCUGUGAAAGCAGAGAAGAAUGGUAUUGGAGAAGAAAGUAAGAAUAGUUUUUUUUCAAUGGUCUUUUGCCUCUUGGUAUUGUCGUUGUGACCUUAGCGAUACAACUAUACUUGGCAUACAAGCAUUGAACCCCUCCUGGGAUGACCCCCCCCCCCCCCCCCCCCAACUUCCCCUGGGCCAUUGAAUCGAAUGGCUACAUGUAGAAGUUGCCCCUGAGAUGCAUGUGGACUUCUCAUCUUACCCUACCCCCAAUCCAAGCCUCAACCAUUGAGAGUUAAAAUGCAUAGAUGACCUUAAAUUCAACUUUAAGUAAUACUAAACACAUUAAUGUUUUUGUGAGCAGCUGAUAAAGUUGGUAUCUCAAUGCAUUUCCUACAGAUCUAAUAAUUAAGAGCUGGCCUCCUGACAACACAUGAACCAUCUGCCUUCACUCUGUUAUUGUAAGUCAUUCACAUUGGCUGUUCAAACGUUCCUUGUGAAAAUCUUGUAGUGAUCGUGACAUUAAAUGUUUGGUCGCCGCUGCUUUCACUCAGUAGUUGUUCCGUAUGCUUCAGUUGUGUCAUGUACGUCUAUUGAGCCUCCUAUGCUGCGAUGGACCUGGUGUAGGAAGGCCAUAACCCUGCUUCCGCUUUAAGACACCAGUCCUAGACCUCACCUCAGUAAAGUGCAAUAGACUUUUAUACACAGCCAUGUUGAAGCACUUUGUGCUUUUAGAGAUUACAGUUCUUGUGUUGGUAAAGUGCAUUUAAGGUGAAAUUACAAUUGUAGGAGAUUGUAUACGUGUGAUAUACGGUGCCUUCAGAAAGUAUUCACACUUAUUUACUUAUUCCACAUUUUGUUACAGCCUGAAUUAAAUAUUUUUUUUUUCUCACCCAUCUACACACAAUACCUCAUAAUGACAAAGUGAAAACCAUGUUUUGUUUUUUUUAUUACAUUUUAUUGAAAAUUAAAUACAGAAAUCGAAUGUACAUAAGUAUUCACACCCCUGAGUCAAUACUUUGUAGAAGCAUCUUUGGCAGUGAUUACAGCUUUAUGUUUUCUUGGGUAAGUUUAAGAGCUUUGUACACCUGGAUUUUACAAUCUUGGUAAGCAACUCCAGUGUAGAUUUGGCCUUAUGUUUUAGGUAAUUGUCUUGCUGAAAGGUGAAUUUGUCUACCAGUGUCCUUUGGAAAGCAGAGUGAACCAGGUUUUUCUCUAGGAUUUUUUUAUUUGCUUAUAGCUGUAUUCUGUUUCUUUUUAGCUUAAACUCCCUUGCCAAUGACAAGCAUACCCAUAACAUGAUGCAGCCACCACCAUGCUAGAAAAUAUGAAGUGGUACUCAUUGAUGUUGGAUUUUCCCCAAACACAAAGUUUUGUAUUCAGGGAAAAAGUGAAUUUCUUUGCCACAUUACUUUAAGUGCCUUGUUGCAAACAAUGUACAUGUUUUGGAAUUUGCGUAUCCUGUACGGGCUUCCUAUUCACUCUGUCAUUAGGUUAGUAUUGGGAAAGGGGGAUACCUAGUCAGUUGUACAACUGAAAUGUGUCUUCAUUGUGGAGUAACUACAAUGUUCCAUUCUCAUAUUACAACCAUUAAAUUCUAACUGUUUUAAAACCA